AUGGCAGCGGAGAAUGGUACAGAAAUUUCCCAAUUUAUUCUCCUGGGGUUCUCCAAGGACCCAGAGUUACAGCCACUCCUCUACGUGUUGUUCCUGACAAUGUACCUAAUCACGCUGCUGGGGAACUUAUUCAUCAUUGGUGCCACCGGCUCGAACCCUCACCUCCACACCCCCAUGUACUUCUUCCUUGCCAAUCUCUCCUUGACCGAUAACUGCUACGUCUCUACCACUGUCCCCAAGAUGCUGGUGAACACCCAGACACAAAGUAAAGGGAUAAGCUAUGAAGGCUGCAUGUCUCAGAUAUUCUUUUUCGUUCUCUUCGCCAGCCUAGAUGACUUUCUCCUGACCGUCAUGGCUUAUGACCGCUUUGUGGCCAUCUGCCACCCCCUACACUACAUGGUCAUCAUGAACCCCUGGCUCUGUGGCCUGAUGAUUCUGGGGUGCUGGGUCCUGAGUGUCCUGAAUUCUUUCCUUGAGAUCCUAGUGGUGAUGCGUCUGUCCUUCUGCACCAAGGUGGAGAUCCCCCACUUUUUCUGUGAACUUAAUACAGUGGUGAAACUUGCCUGUUCAGACACUUUUCUGAACAACAUGGUCAUGUAUGGUGCCGCACUCCUACUUGACGGGGGUCCUCUAUUCUGCAUUAUUUACUCCUACUAUAAGAUCGCCUCCUCCAUCCGUGGCAUCUCAUCAGCUCGGGGCAAGUAUAAAGCCUUUUCCACCUGUGCCUCUCACCUCUCCGUAGUUGCCUUGUUUUAUUUCACCAGCAUGGGAGUGUACCUGAGUUCAGAGGUUAGUGAAAGUUCGUACACAACCACCUUCGCCUCUGUAUUAUACAUGGUGAUCACCCCCAUGCUGAACCCCUUUAUCUACAGCCUCAGGAAUAAAGACAUCAAGAGGGCUCUGAACACACUUUUUAUGCGGGGAACAACAAAGCGUUCAGUUAUACCGCACUGA
This is a messenger RNA of Suncus etruscus (white-toothed pygmy shrew), 954 nucleotides long. Its product is annotated as olfactory receptor-like protein OLF4. The record is from RefSeq and is a predicted model, not a curated record. Bases 1 to 954 code for a protein of 317 amino acids. Gene Ontology annotation, biological process: G protein-coupled receptor signaling pathway. Lineage: Eukaryota; Metazoa; Chordata; Mammalia; Eulipotyphla; Soricidae. The transcript has a single exon. Gene Ontology annotation, molecular function: olfactory receptor activity; G protein-coupled receptor activity. Gene Ontology annotation, cellular component: membrane.